UGACAAGUUAGGAACGUUGGUGUGGGAGCUUUCGGAUCCAAAACGGCCUCUCUUUAGCCUAACCAGGAUGCUGAAUGAGGCCCUGGUUGUUGCUGGCCAGGAUUAUUAAGCCUGCCUGUGGCAGGGCAGGACAUCCCACUGUGUUCCCACCUCCUCUAUCAGGAUUGUGUAGUGAGUGGGGGAAUUAUUGGCAUGAGGACAAGCUGCAUUUUCCUGAGGAGAGCUACAGCUACUGGGGGGUAGACUGAAAUGUUUAAGGUCUCUGUCAUUUAAAACCACGCACAAGUACAUAUAGAUUUUAGCAUCAGCUCUCGUUGGAAUUGGGAAACCAGCAAACAUGAUGUUGUCGGGCAAGCUUGGGCUCCUCUUGACAGCUGUAAUUAUUGUGUCCGUAUCGCGAGAGUCCGUGGUGAGGGCUGAAGCUUUCCACAAAGGAAAUGAGACAGAGGUGUUCAGUGAGCAUGGAAAUGCCACAAAGCAUCACUCAGGUGUUACAUUGGCAGGACUCAAUUUCGAGGAAGUGAAAACCCCGCUAGUGAUCUCAUUGGUUAUUAUUUUUGCUGCUGUUGGAAAAAUAGCUUUCCAUCAUGCGCAUUGGCUAUCCUCAAAAGUCCCAGAAUCAUGCCUACUGAUUGUGGUUGGGGUGAUAUUAGGUGCUAUAUUACACUUUUCUGGUGCAGCCGAUCAUUUGCCAGACUUUUUUGAGCCACAUGAAUUCUUCCUGUACUUGUUGCCACCCAUUAUUUUAGAAGCCUCUUACAGUUUACACGAUCGUGCUUUCUACAACAAUCUGGGAGGCAUCUUAUGUUCGCUGUCGUUGGCAACAGUGAUUGCUUGUUUUACUGUAGGUUUCACAUUGAUUGGACUGGCCCGAGGGGGUGCUCUGGGUCAUCUCGACCUGGAGCUGAGUGGCACUGAAGUGCUCAUCUUUGCCGCUCUCAUUGUGGCAGUUGACCCAGUGGCUGUUCUUGCAGUCUUUGAUGAAGUGGGAGUGAACAGUGUGCUGUAUUUCAUGGUCUUUGGAGAAUCACUUCUGAAUGAUGGUGUUACUGUGGUUAUUUAUAAAGUCAUGCAAGAAUUCAAUGAAAUGGAAACUAUUGAGGGUCUCCAGAUUUUCCUCGGAAUCCUGGCCUUCUUUGUUGUGGCUGGUGGAGGCCUGCUGGUGGGAAUCAUCUUUGGAGUCUUAUCGGCUCUCCUUACCAAAUACACCAACACUGUCAGAGUUGUUGAGCCCAUUGCUGUCUUUGGAUUUGCUUAUCUGGCAUACAUCACUGCGGAGUUGUUUGAAUUUUCAGGAAUUAUCUGUAUGAUAGCCUGUGGACUCGUCCAGAUGCAGUACACAUUCCAUAACAUCACGGACAAAUCAAGGACAACGAUUAAGUACUUCACCAAGGUCAUCAGCACGACUAGUGAGAUCGUCAUCUUCCUGUUCCUUGGACUGGCUCUGGUACGGCCAGAUCACGACUUCCAUGUCGGGUUCACUCUCUGGACCAUAUUCCUCACACUGGUUUACAGAGUUAUUAUAACUUUUGGGCUGAGCUUCCUGUUAAAUCGAUUUGACCGGUAUCGGGUGCAACAGCUUUCAUUUGAGGAACAGUUUGUGAUAAGUUACGGUGGUUUGCGUGGAGCAGUUUGCUUUUCCCUGGUGGCUAUGCUCAACAUUGAUGCCGUCCCUCACAAGAAGAUGUUUGUCACCACUACCCUGGCUGUUGUCAUCUUCACUGUCUUUGUUCAGGGGAUUUCAAUAAAACCUUUCGUCAAACUGCUGCAGAUCAAACUGGCGCCUAAGGAUGAGCCGACACUUUACAGUGAGCUGAAUUCUCAGGUUACUGACCAUCUGAUGGCUGGUGUAGAGGAUAUCAUUGGUUUCAAGGGUAAAUAUUAUUUUAAGGAGGUGCUGGAGUUCUACGAUGACAAAUACCUGAAGAAGGUGUUACAGCGAAACCCUGGUCUGGCUGACGGAGAUAUUUUGAGGAUAUAUGGCAAGAUAGCCCUCAGAGAUCACGUGGAGAACCUGUAUGCUUGUAAUGCUGCCAAGAUUCCCAACACUCCAGCCAUCAAGAACGCUCUCUCCGAUGUACCGUGGGCGCUAGGUGCUGAUUUCUGGGAUUCCGGCCCGGUAAAGAGUCAAACUUUGCGUGAAUCUGGCAUCAUGGCCAGACAGCCUGGCAUGCCUGGAGAUGAGAGCGGAGAAGCAUUACUGGACACCCCACAAGUUGAGAUCAAAAUGAGUGACCCUGCCAUGAAGAGGUCAAAAAGAGGUCGAAAGGGCAACCCAGAUGUUUUGACAUAUAAAGAACUGAGGAAGUAUCUAGUGAAAAACCCUUCAAGAUCGUACAUGCAUCUGAAGUACGACCCAUACCUUUCCCGGGAAGACAAGACAGACAUGUUGGAGCAUAUUCGCCAGAAACACCUUCGCAACCGGCGUCUGCAGGAGUACGCACUGACAAGGCGCCCAGAGCUGGAGCGCUGCAUGUCGUGGGCAGGGGGAAGCCGUCCACCAAAAAGCACUGAUGAUGCAGCAGCAGGUGCACGACCUAACAAAGCUAUGUCUGUGGAUCUUUCUGGGCUUGACGGUCAUGCUGGGAAGAAAAUUGCGGAUCGUCUCCUAGGUGGUGCUGAUGUGUCAACGUUUAGUACAAUGCCAGAUAUUCCUGAACAAAAGCAGUCUUCGAAAACAGAACAGGAAGAAGGUGAAGAGACUAAGAAUGGGAGACCUUCUUCUGAUCGUCGGAGAAGUCUGUUUACACGUUCAGAUGCGAUGACUGAAGACAGUUUGCCUGGAGAGGAAAUCAGAAUGAGAAAUCUGCAGGAUAAAUAGAUCCAGUUGAUUACUUUUAUGAUUAUGAAGGUAUGAAUCAGUAUCGAGAUUCAACUUACUAAAAGCCCUCUUAGCCCUCCCAACAUAACACCGACAAUGCUGGUUGCCAUGGUAGUCACACACAGAUAAACCAUACGCCCGUAUCGCAAAGAGGAUCAACUUUGUUAAUCCUGUGGUUCAACUGUUUGAGUACAUUCAUAUACACGUUUUACAAGUCUAUUCCAAGCUGGUAUGAUGAUUAUGGCAUUUUAGUUUUCAACAAAAAACCAUAGGAUUUUUUUUGGUGCAUUUUCAAGCCCUUAUUUUUGAAAUAACACUGUGAAAUCAUUCUCUUUACAGUACUCUGUGAAUGAAUGACCUCAGACAAGUGAAAAAUUUGAAAGGUACAUGUAUACAGGAAUGAGCUAAAUUGAUCAAUGAGCAGAUCAUAUCUAACCAUACCCACACGAAAGUUAGCCACACCCACAUGUCUGUUAGCCACGCCCAAUGUAACAGUUUAAUAUAACCAAGCCCACAGAAUAAAAUUCGGUACUCAUGUACCAGACUCCUGACUAUGUUAUUUUUGUACCAGUUUUCACGAUGUUUUCAUACAUAAAGAAUGUGUACAAGGCAGAGGAGUGUGUCGCGAUUCCUUAUUGGCUAAAGACACAUAAGAGGCGUGUCCAUUGUUUUGUCAGUUUACAGUUGCUAUGUUACCAUAUGAUCAUAUGAUAAAUUUAUUACAUAUGUACAAGACACAAGGCCUGUGCCCUAAAGAAAUGAUAAACCUUGCUCAUUGGAGACAGUAUUUUUUACUAUUCCUUUAAAGAUAAUCAUGAUUAUAGUGCUAGAAGUAAUAUACCUUAUAGAUAGGUGCAUAUUGCAAGCAGUGCCGAAAGUUUUACUGAAAAAUAGCAUAGUGGCUUAGUAGCCAGUAGCUUACUAUUAACCUGCCAGUGGUUUGCACGUGGCUAGCUUGUGAAAUGGUAGGGAGCUGGCUGUAGAAAGAUGCAUUUGCUUUGGUCAUCAUAUCCACCUGGUAGCUGUGCCAUUAGUAUAUUAAAGCUAGUGGAAGCCUGUCAGAGGCGAGCUUGUUGACUGAUGGACUAGCCUUACAUGUUUACUCAAAGUGGUAGAUUGCAGCUAGUGGUGAGCUAGUGUGUUUACUCUUGUUUUUGUUGUAUCUAGGGACACUAACAUAAUUAAAGUGCAGUGAGUAAAUACAAUGAAUGGCGCCUGUAGAUAGAUGCAAAUAUUGAUGAUAAUGCUAGAUGCGUAAUA
Liolophura sinensis is the source of this 4081-nucleotide messenger RNA. Its product is annotated as probable Na(+)/H(+) antiporter nhx-9. The transcript is spliced from 25 exons. Bases 338 to 2821 code for a protein of 827 amino acids. Gene Ontology annotation, biological process: proton transmembrane transport; regulation of intracellular pH; potassium ion transmembrane transport. The record is from RefSeq and is a predicted model, not a curated record. Gene Ontology annotation, molecular function: sodium:proton antiporter activity; potassium:proton antiporter activity. Gene Ontology annotation, cellular component: plasma membrane. NCBI's taxonomy places the organism in Eukaryota, Metazoa, Mollusca, Polyplacophora, Chitonida, Chitonidae.